AUUUUCGGAAAAGAUUUAUUUCUAUUUACAUUUUUAUAAAAUAAAUAAAUUUGACAUAUUGCUUUGAAGCUGUCUUCGAUAAAAGAAAUUUUAUCGUUCGAUAUUCGACUAUCGAAUAUUUCUCGCUGCGAUAACAGAUUACAGUACAUGUGGUAUUUUUGUUUCAAGUGUCAACAGUUAUUAAUGUCAAUAGUGUUUUAUAUUUAUAAAUGUCAAACAUUUGAAAUAGAAAGACAUGUCCGCAAAUAAGGAUAUUAAUAUAUUAAAGGAUCAAGAUGAGAAAAACAAGUUAAAAGUUUAUUGUACAUUUUGUCCAUCAAAAAUGCUUAAUGCUGGUGUAGCCCGGCUAGUUAAUAUUGAGUUUAAUCUACCCUAUAUACAUCGUAAGGGAGAGGGUGAAGCUGAUCAACAAGAAUUGAUAACCGAUUAUUGGUUGGUGGAGGAUAUGUACACAUUUGAAAAUAUUGGUGUUUCUCAUACAGUAGACAAUGUAAAAUAUUUAGCAUGUGCUGAUUGUGAAAGAGGUCCAGUGGGUUGGCAUGAUGUAUCUACAAAGAAAUCGUAUAUCGCGCUAAGUAGAGUUAAGCACGAAUAAUUAAAUAAAGUUAUUUUUUAAUUUUAUAUAAAAAAAAAAAACGGCCUAUUUUUUUUAUCUAUUUAUGCAUUAAAAAUAUAGAAAUAAGAAAAAAAUCUCAAAGAAUGUUUGAAGGAAAUCAUUUCUGAAAACUACUACUUUGCUAUUUAAGUUGAUAAUUUAAUACUUAAUCACGUACGUUACAAACACAGCCGAUAAAUCAGAUAAUCAAUCGUCGUUACGAUAUAAUAAUUAAUAAAUUACGCUUAUGAUUAUAUAGAAACAAUUUAUCAAUGUACUUAUUACGUGUGCAUUUGCGAUUUUAUAGUAUUAAUAUAUAUUGAUGUUUAUGUCAUUGCGACCAUUUGACUGUAAAAUUAUUUUCAUCUGAUUAUUAUUAUUCUCAUUAUGCAUAUUAGCAUAAUUAUGUGAGUAAGAGAUGUGUAUGUACAUGCAUUUAUGUAUAUGCAAGUAAAUCAAUAUUUUACUUAAAAAAUAAUGUAAUUAAAAACGAUUACGUUAUUAAAUUUUGCAUUUUCGAUAUUAUAUUUAAGAAAAUGUAAAUAGGAAGCGAACUUUUUCGUUAUUCAUUUUUCAUCAUUACAUUGUAAAUUUUUUACGAUGAAAAAAAAAGAUAUAUAUAUUAAUAUAUAUACAUAUAUAUUAAUUAUUUCAUAAUUUCUCAUAAAUUCUUUUUUUUUUUCUUUUUUGAUUUUUCUCGCUUCAAUUAUGAUAAUGAAGAUAAAGUUUAUUGCGUGUUUGUAAAGCCUAAAUAGAAUCGAUUGUAUAAGUA
Apis mellifera (honey bee) is the source of this 1367-nucleotide messenger RNA. RefSeq names its product guanine nucleotide exchange factor MSS4 homolog (gene strat). Gene Ontology annotation, molecular function: guanyl-nucleotide exchange factor activity; zinc ion binding. The record is from RefSeq and is a predicted model, not a curated record. The transcript has 2 exons. Lineage: Eukaryota; Metazoa; Arthropoda; Insecta; Hymenoptera; Apidae. The coding region runs from base 236 to 595 and encodes 119 amino acids. Gene Ontology annotation, cellular component: membrane; cytosol. Gene Ontology annotation, biological process: small GTPase-mediated signal transduction; post-Golgi vesicle-mediated transport.